Messenger RNA from Salarias fasciatus (jewelled blenny), 644 nucleotides. It is a transcript of the gene lin52, whose product is annotated as lin-52 DREAM MuvB core complex component. Gene Ontology annotation, cellular component: DRM complex. The record is from RefSeq and is a predicted model, not a curated record. The transcript is spliced from 6 exons. Bases 20 to 358 code for a protein of 112 amino acids. NCBI's taxonomy places the organism in Eukaryota, Metazoa, Chordata, Actinopteri, Blenniiformes, Blenniidae. Gene Ontology annotation, biological process: regulation of DNA-templated transcription.
UCACGUGAUCAUUCUGAAGAUGGCGUCUCCAAAUGGAGGUGAUGAUUUUGAGUCCUCUCUGCUGAGUUUUGAGAAGCUGGACAGAGCGUCUCCAGACUUGUGGCCAGAGCAGCUGCCUGGAGUUGCCGAAUUUGCUGCAUCUUGUAAAAACCCCAUCACAAACUCACCCCCAAAGUGGAUGGCCGAGCUGGAGACCGAAGACAUCGAAAUGUUGAAAGAGCUCGGCAGUCUGACCACGGCCAACCUGAUGGAGAAGGUCAAAGGGCUUCAGAAUCUCGCCUACCAGCUGGGCUCAGAGGAGUCCAGGGAAAUGACCCGGGGGAAGUUCCUCAACAUACUGGAGAGACCCAAGAAGUGACACAGCAUUUCUUCCACCGACGACAGAUUUGUGAUUUUAGCCAGAUUGAGAUCUUGGUUCUCCAAGAUUCUGUGAACAUGUUUAGAUUUUCCCACGAAGCAUUAAAGGACUCCUAAAGUUAAUAGUUAGAUGCCUUCACCCUUUAAAAAACAAUGUAUUGCAUUUGAAUUUAUUCUAAGCUUGUAAAGUUGUUCCCACCCUAUUUAUUCUUACAGCUGUUUUAAACAUGAAAUCCCCUUUUUGCAAUUUGUGAAAUUGUUUAAUAAACUUUUAAAAUGGAAAGAAA